AUGUUUCGUAGAGAUAUAAAACUUUAUUCACCUUCAUAUUUAGGUUAUGGUUUAAUGAUUGCACGUCAAACAAUAUUUAUUAAUGAAACAAAUGAUGAAAAAUUAAUUGAAUCUCAUCAAUUAAAAAAUGUUAAUGCUGAUGAACGUUUUUAUUCAUGUAUGUCAUCAAUUGAUCAUUAUGUUGGUUUAAAUGUUCAAUCAACUAUUGGUCUUGAUCAAAUGUCAACAUACGUAUUUUCAUAUUUUUAUGAUAUGGCGAAUGAUGCUGGACUUUUAUCUAAUGAAAAUGAUCCAUCAUUAAUAACAAUAAUACCGAUAAGAGUAUUAAAACAAACAGCGAGAAAUGUUUGUCGUGGUACAACAACAUCAUCAAACGAACAUCCUUUUUUAUGUUUUAAUUUAACAUAUAUUUAUUCAUUAUUAACAAAAGGUUAUGGUUUAUCAGAAGAUAUUGAAAUUCAUAUUUGUAAAAAAAUUCAACAAUUUCAAGUUGCCUGGUCUCUUGGUUUAGCUUUGAAAUUGUUAUAA
Molecule: messenger RNA, 528 nt
Organism: Rotaria sp. Silwood2
Lineage: Eukaryota; Metazoa; Rotifera; Eurotatoria; Philodinida; Philodinidae
Source: the annotation of a GenBank genome assembly